AUGAAUAAACUAUUUUUGUCAUUAUUAUUUACAAUUGUAAUUGUUACAAUAAUAAAUGCACAAAUGGACAUGGCGGAAGAAGAAAAGGAUGCUCGUCUGAAACGUUGGGGCGGCAUGGGCCCGUGGGGUGGCGGUAUGGGCAUGUAUCGCCCAUGGGGUGGAGGAAUGUAUAAUAUGUACCGGCCGUGGGGUGGUGGAAUGGGCAUGUAUCGGCCAUGGGGCAUGGGAUGGGGCAGACGUUAAAAAUGAAUGGAAAAAUUAAAGAAAUGAGGCUAAUGAUGAUUUUAAAAAAUAAAAAAAUACAUAGAUGUGUGACUGAUAAUAUUUUUAUUAAAAAUUUUAUUAUAAUUAAAACGAAUUUUUUGUCUAAAAGAUAAACAAUUAUG
Molecule: messenger RNA, 386 nt
Organism: Meloidogyne enterolobii
Lineage: Eukaryota; Metazoa; Nematoda; Chromadorea; Rhabditida; Meloidogynidae
Source: the annotation of a GenBank genome assembly